Stegostoma tigrinum is the source of this 2924-nucleotide messenger RNA. RefSeq names its product cyclin-dependent kinase inhibitor 2C (p18, inhibits CDK4) (gene cdkn2c). The record is from RefSeq and is a predicted model, not a curated record. Gene Ontology annotation, molecular function: protein kinase binding; cyclin-dependent protein serine/threonine kinase inhibitor activity. Gene Ontology annotation, biological process: regulation of cyclin-dependent protein serine/threonine kinase activity; negative regulation of cell population proliferation. Lineage: Eukaryota; Metazoa; Chordata; Chondrichthyes; Orectolobiformes; Stegostomatidae. Gene Ontology annotation, cellular component: nucleus. The transcript has 2 exons. Bases 1478 to 1963 code for a protein of 161 amino acids.
UACCAUCUUGAAUAGGUUCUGAGCUGAGCUAUGUCAGGCAUGGUUGAAUUUGCUCCUGCAGUGACAGCUGCCUGCAGUCAGCGAUGCUGAGGGGACUGACAUACAUCGGGCGGUUUAGCCAAUUCGGUCAUUUUCGAUUGAUGCGGUUGAAUUCACAAGAGCUGGGGUUGGAGAACGGUGUGCGUUAGACAGGUGGCCGAAAGCCGAGCAGCUUCUCAAAGUUGACGAGCCUGGGAACCUCCCCGCCAUGAGGGCAAAGCGCCUGGAAACCCUCCAGUUCUGACACACCAAAGGCCCCGACUAGAAACCUCUGCUCUGACCUUCGCACACAAAAUGCAAAUCAACGGGUUCAGAAGCGGCGUGGAGGUGGGCAUUGGCUCGUUUAACUUGGGUUGCACAAUUUGAAAAUAUGCCCACUGUCCGUUAGUGGAAACCCGUCAGCUCGAAAUCUGGAGGAGGUGGCUUUGCAGAGGUGAACGUGAGAGCAGAGCCCGAGCUCAGCGACUGCAGAAAGCUCUGAGCUCGACUCCGCGCACAGUGCCGCACUCCCAGCUCCAGACCGUGCCUUCCAUUUCCGUUACGACGCACAGUGUGGGCGGCACUGCCAGAAGCCAAGAAGCGCUCAUUUUUAAAAUUUGAUGAUGUCAAUAAUUUUUUUUCAAAACUGCUCUCAGCGAUCGGCAAUUGCGGAACCGCCACUAUUUUCAUUAGGAAAACGGGAACGUUCUCUUGCUCCCAGAAUAAACUGCAGGAACCGUGGAGCUGGGUCAAAAGGACGACUUCAAAUGUGAACAUAUGCGCGUUAGCUGUAACAGCAAGUUACUUUUCAGUUUUGCAGGAUCGCAAUGAUCGGCAGCUGCCUUCCGAGUCCCGGACGGGAGAUGUCAAAGCUGACGGACACACUUUCUUCGAAUCGAGCGGCUUUUUCGGAGUAUUUCUGCAACUCAAUUUGACUGAAUGAGUAAGUGGAACCAAAAAAAGGAAACGUACGAACCAGCCGGAGUUUACUGCUGAGAGCAGCCUUUCAUUUACAGUGAAGUAACAGUUGCAAAAUGGGCGGGAAAAGUGCAAAACAUUCGAAUAUUGCAUCUCUAUCGGUAUACAGUAACUGAUUCAACUGUUACAUUUUCUGAAACUGUCCUGGGAUUUUUUUUACAGUCGUGAAGGUGAAAUAUUAAAUAUCCACGCCGUGGCUGAUGAGAUGUUAAUCGUAAUUUAAUUUUUAUGCUUUGGGGUACCAUGGCAAAAUCACUUGAAACUGUUAACUUUGAGAUAGCCAAGCUAUCAUUGGACUUGUAUCACGUGUAUUAUAUUGAUGAGAGAAAGGGGCGGACCAGGCAACGUCAUUACUAGGAUCACACAUCAAUUACUCUAGUUUAGUAAAUACUAUACUACAGAGCGGGACGAGAUUCUUCAUCUCACUAUACCUAUUGGCCGUCUGUGCUUAUCGGAUUUCGACAUUUUUGAAGUAUUAAUAAUGGAAACAGCUGAUGGAUCAGACGGUGAUAAAUUAACAAGCGCUGCAGCCAAAGGAGACUCGAAAGAAGUCAACAUUUUGCUAGAAAACGGGGUGAAAGUGGGUGCAAUCAACAAGUUUGGCAGAACUGCACUUCAGGUGAUGCAAAUGGGUCAUACUAUAAUAGCCAAGUCACUAUUGAAAGCUGGAGCUAAACCAAACGAACAGGAUCGCAGUGGAUUCACACCAGCUCAUGAUGCAGCUAGGGAAGGAUUUCUGGACACUUUGAUAACUUUGGUGGACUUUGGGGCAAAUGUAAAUAUUGAAAAUUCUGAGGGCAAUUUGCCCAUUCAUCUUGCUGCACAGGAAGGUCACACCGAUGUGAUUAUAUUUUUGGCUAAAAAAUCAAACUUAACACACAAAAAUAAAAAGGGACAAACUCCGUAUGAGCUGGCUCAGAUGUACAAAAGGACGGAGACAGUGCAAUGGAUGGAACAAAAUUUAUAGCAAACUAAUAAGCGAGUAUAGUCUUUUGUAUUUAUUGUAUUUGUCAGCUAACAUAUGUAGAUUUGUUUAUUGGUUUCCAAUGUUUGUAUUUCCAUAUAAAUAGUCUUUUAUUUUCUAGUAUGUGUUUAAUGUGUGUAUGUAUGUGUUGGCAAGAGUGGCGCAGUGGGGACUGAAUGCUUUUUAAAAACAUUUAUAUUUUUCAUGAUAUCGUGCUAAAUUCGCUUUGUAUGUUGCAAAUUAAUGUUAAAAUUAAAUCUCGCAAGUGUUAUUGUUUAGUGUUCCAUUGAUACACAAGAUUCCGUCUUUUAAGGACAUUGCGUCGUUAAACAAUGUGCCAUAUUUGACUUUAUUAUAUUAAGCAAUGAAGCUAACAAGAAGGAUAAUGUCCAAUGAUUCCAUUAGUCGCUUGAGACCAUGUCCUGCGUCUUUAUGCAGCUGUUGAAAAUUUGCCCUUUGUAGGGAACAGAGAUGUGUUAAUAUUCAUAAAACGACGCUGUUUCCGUAGAAUGCGAUACUUCUUAUUUUGUUUAUUUGAAUUUGUUUAUCUUUUAUUUUCAGUGGACGGGUAUGGAAACGUUGCUUCCUGCCUGUCGUCUUAAGUGAAAACAGACAAAUGUAGCUGAUAAACAUUAUUUAACAGGUUUUGAUUGUUUUAAUGAAAAUUUAAAUUAUAAGCUUUUCAUUUACUCGAUGUAAAUAUUGCAUUGCUUUCGUGGUGUUGAAAUGUAUCAAAAUAGAUUAUAUAAUUUAUAAACUGUUUAACUGUUCUUUUGUUCCAAUAAAUACUUCCUUGUAAUUGUUAAAAAUGUAUUUAUUUUAAUGCUGUGAAUGGCGUUGUGUUUCGUGAAUUAAUUUAUUUUAUUAUCGAGAUAGUUAACAUAAAAGGUACCAUUCAGCAUUUAGCCCUUUCUACAAAUCGCAUCGUGUAAUAAUUGGUGUUUAAUAAUAGAUCUGAAUAAUA